Dendronephthya gigantea is the source of this 462-nucleotide messenger RNA. RefSeq names its product ryncolin-1-like. The transcript has 3 exons. The record is from RefSeq and is a predicted model, not a curated record. The coding region runs from base 1 to 462 and encodes 153 amino acids. Lineage: Eukaryota; Metazoa; Cnidaria; Anthozoa; Malacalcyonacea; Nephtheidae.
AUGUUUGUUGGGGCAAUCUUGAGCUUGCUGCUGCUUGAUAUUGGAAACAUUUCUGCAAACCAAUGUUCCCAGAAGAGAUACGACACAAUCAUAAAAGGUGGUCAAUCUUUACCUGAUGACGAGAUAAUAUCAAGACACAAUAUCACGUCUUCGUUUGUCAUGUUCGAGUGUCACAAUCACUGCAAUAACAAACUCGAAUGUGUUGGAUUCAACUACAGAACAACAAAAAAUGUUGAAAAUUGCCAACUGACUAACGUUAUUAGAAAGAAAGAAGAAACGAAAACGGGAGAUUGGAUGUUGAUGCAAGAUGUUGAAGCGGGAAGUUUCAAAGUGUUUUGUGAUAUGAGAACAUCAGGUGGAGGAUGGACUGUAUUUCAACGUCGUCUUGAUGGAAGUGUUGACUUCUACCGAGGAUGGCAAGAUUACAAACACGGUUUUGGUAACUUGAGCGGAGAAUAUUGA